AUGGUGAGGAUCCCUUUGCAGAAAUUCCCAUCUGUCCGAAACCGGUUUGGCCAGUCAGGGCUUCCCAUUGCUGAAGUAUUAAGGCGAGGUGGAUUAAGGACUGGAAAGCCACCAGCUACUGCUUCUGUCACCCACCAGCGUCUCCACAACUACAUGGAUGCACAAUACUAUGGGCAAAUCUGUCUUGGAACCCCUAAACAAUGCUUCAACGUCGUCUUUGAUACUGGCUCAUCCAACCUGUGGGUGCCUUCUUCCAAAUGUUGCCUGAUACAUUUGGCAUGCUGGGUACACAAACAUUACCAUUCCCUGUUUUCCUGCACCCACAAGGACGAUAAAAGCAAAUUUGAAAUUCAUUAUGGAAGCGGUAGCCUUAAGGGAUUCGUAAGCCAGGAUGUUCUCAGGAUUGGCAACGUCACCGUUAAGAACCAGACCUUUGCUGAGGCUACCGAUUUGCCAGGCUUGGUUUUUGUGGCUGCCAAAUUUGACGGUAUCAUGGGACUGGGUUAUCCCUCCAUCUCAGUAAACAACAUCACCCCACCCUUUGAUAACAUGAUGAAGGCGAAACUUCUGAAAAACAAUGUCUUCUCAUUCCAUCUUUGCAACACCAACAAGACCUCACCAGAAGAAAAUGGAGGUGAAGUUAUUUUCGGAGGCAUCAAUCACAACGCCUAUGUGGGAAAGCUUCACUACAUCCCAGUGUCCCGCAAAGCCUACUGGCAGAUCAAGAUGGACAAGAUAACCAUAGAGAAACAAAAACAACCCAAGGAGAAGGCAUGUUGGCCAUGGAACGUGCUUGAAAAAACCAAUUCAUCCACCAUCUGCAAGGACGGUUGCCAAGGCAUUGUGGACACUGGGACCUCUCUCAUUACGGGGCCAAGCACGGACAUAAAGGCUCUGAACGAAGCUAUUGGUGCUCAACAUGCUUUUGGUGGACAGUACAUAGUAGAUUGCCAGAAAUUAUCUGAGAUGCCCAGUGUCACCUUUCAUCUUGAUGGCAGACCCUACACCCUGACCCCCAAAGAAUACACUCUUCAGGUGACCCAAGCAAAAGUGACUGCUUGCAUCAGUGGAUUCAUGAUCCUCGACAUCCCCAAACCCACAGGACCACUCUGGAUCCUGGGAGAUGUUUUCCUCCGACGAUACUACUCAGUCUUUGACCGAGAUAAUGACCGAGUUGGCUUAGCUAUUUCUAAACAGUCUUCAUGUGGUGCUGGUUCUGGUGGAAAAGAUUAA
Protobothrops mucrosquamatus (brown spotted pit viper) is the source of this 1233-nucleotide messenger RNA. RefSeq names its product cathepsin D-like. The record is from RefSeq and is a predicted model, not a curated record. Gene Ontology annotation, molecular function: aspartic-type endopeptidase activity. Gene Ontology annotation, cellular component: lysosome. Gene Ontology annotation, biological process: proteolysis. The transcript has 9 exons. Bases 1 to 1233 code for a protein of 410 amino acids. Lineage: Eukaryota; Metazoa; Chordata; Lepidosauria; Squamata; Viperidae.